GUGUCUCAUAACAUUUCAGAGUUGUCUUCCCAACAAAAAUGAGAUCUUCUGAUGAAAACUUCAUGGAAAUGACGUCCUACUCGGCUUCAAAGGCCAGUCCUAGCCCAAGAAUGACAUCAGUGAGGAUAGAUCAACCUGAAAAUGCUCUAAAACAGAUGAGCAGGAUCCUCCCUCAAACCUACUUAUCACUUGAUUAUCAGUCUGAACAAAGAUCUGGUCAUCUCGGCCACAGACUGACUGCAAAAGUUAGCCCCCCUGCACUGUUGCAAUCUCCAUUCUCUAACUCUUCUUCACAGAUUGUCUCUCCUUCUCCAGUUGCCAUUUUCGGGCUUCCAGAGAAGAUGGAAAGUUUCGGUAGCGAUCAUGCAACAAUGAUGAUAUCCAACAACGGUCUUCCUCAUCAGCGGAUGGACGUUGAUCAGGCUCCUGAAGAUCACACCAUUGUUGAUGUUCUAAAUGUCGAACCUUCAUAUCCAAAAAGAAGGGAAGAUGAGGUAUCAAACAUGAUUGGAGCCACAAGACCGGGCAGUAACCAUGAAACAGUCAUCAUAAUUCAAAUGGAAAGGGAAGAAAACAAUCCUGACGAUGGUUAUAGCUGGAAAAAAUAUGGUCAGAAAGUCAUCAAGGGGAACCCAAAUGCGAGGAGUUACUACAAAUGCACAUUCUCUGGGUGCAAAGUAAAGAAGCAUGUGGAGAGAAGAAGUGACAAUAUGAAGUCAUUGGUGACUUCAUACUUCGGUAAUCAUGUGCACCAUGCACCAAUUCAACGCAGAAAGUCUUACCUUCUAAAGAAUCGGUCAAGUUCUUCAAUGUCUCAAGAUCCUAGCAAUCGGACCUCUCGGUUAGGCAGGCCACCUUCUUGCUCUUCGGCCUCUCAGGUUUUCUCUCCUUCGUUGGAGCCACACCUUGAUAUGACUCAGAUCUAUAUGACUGGACUCUCUCUGAGUUUACCAGGUAACCAGAAUGAUGAACCGAAGAUUGAUCGUGCGAUACCCGAUGGUACAUAGGUAUACAUGGGGAUAAGGGGUCGUCUAUUUCUUUACCUAUGCGUCAACCUUUAGAUGGUAAAACCUUAACAAACAAAAAAAGAUGUAAACCCUUUUUAUAUCCCUGGUGAUCUAUACUAUUAUGUACAAGAUAUACAAUCUUGUAGUCAUCCCUUUUUUUAAUGCAUAUUGUCUUUAAAUUGACCUAUUUA
Messenger RNA from Raphanus sativus (radish), 1198 nucleotides. RefSeq names its product probable WRKY transcription factor 10. Gene Ontology annotation, molecular function: DNA-binding transcription factor activity; sequence-specific DNA binding. NCBI's taxonomy places the organism in Eukaryota, Viridiplantae, Streptophyta, Magnoliopsida, Brassicales, Brassicaceae. Gene Ontology annotation, biological process: regulation of DNA-templated transcription. Bases 39 to 1007 code for a protein of 322 amino acids. The record is from RefSeq and is a predicted model, not a curated record. The transcript is spliced from 4 exons.